AUAUUUAAUUAAACCUAAUUAACACUUCGUUUCACAUACUUCCGAAGGAUGAGGAUCUUCGCCAUUCUUCCUUUCGCUAUUUCUCUUCUCCUCCUUGUUUCACCAAUUGUUCAAGCCAUCGAUGUAUUUUACUUUGAUGAGCGGGCACAAUACCAAGUACUAGUGAAAGACAUUACUAUAUCUCAUGUUCCUAUUGUCCCUGGCAAGCAAGCAGCUUUCACCUGCAUCUUUCAGAACACAGGCCAUGAGAUUUCGUUUGGGGUGCUGCAUAUUGAUGUUUCAUACUUUCGAGUGCAGGUUUACUCUGAGGAUCAUGACCUCUGCAUUGAGACAGAUUGUCCUAUACAAAACGGAGAUUUCAUUGUUGGUCACUCUCAAGUUCUUCUUCCAGCUUAUACUCCUCCUGUAAGUUCUCGCAUUCACUUUGUUACGAAGAAAUUUGUUGCAAUCAUAUGGAUAGCCUAUUCAGUAAAAUAGACAUAGAUAAAGCUUACCUUGGUUU
This is a messenger RNA of Arabidopsis arenosa, 502 nucleotides long. NCBI's taxonomy places the organism in Eukaryota, Viridiplantae, Streptophyta, Magnoliopsida, Brassicales, Brassicaceae. The record is from the annotation of a GenBank genome assembly.